AUAAACAGAACACUGUGAACACUGAAGAUGUAAAGAUUUUGUGGGUGGAGAAAUUUAAUUAAAAGAUUUUUAAAGGAAUAACUUCAGUUUCCAUCCCUAAUUACUGGAAGUGCUCUGGUGAAAUGGCUGUGUAUCAGUGGCCUUGGGAGUACAACUUCCCUCCAUUUUUCACGGUGCAACCGCACAGCAAAACGAAAGAACAGCAACUGUCCACCUGGAGGACGCUGAUCCUCGGCUAUCAGAAGCACCAGCGGCAAGCCAUCCUGAACAUUGCCGAAGAUGGACCCCUGUUUGUGAACGAGAGCAUAUCGCGAAAGCUAUCCCCGGAGGGCCGGCUGUGGCUGCUGGAGGAACUGGUCAAAACGGGGAACGCCGCACCGGUGGACAAACGCCGCCAGCAGUGGGAAAUCUACUGGCACACGCUGGACGAGUGGGCCACGAUCGUGCACGAUUGGGCAACGGGAAACGGAAUGACCGGUACGGUUUGUACGAUCUUUGAACUGGUGGCCGGAGAUAACACCGUGGGGGAGGAGUUUCACGGACUGGACCAGGAUGUGUUCAAGAAGGUGCUGAAAGUGCUGGAGGGCAAGGGAAAGUGCGAACUGAUUGCAUUUGACGAUAACGAGGGAGUCAAGUUUUUCUAGGGCCGUGUGAUGGAAAUGGGUUGCAUGCUUGACUGUAUUUUCUCUAAUGUAAAUAUAAAAGAUCGAACGCUUGAAAGGACACCGAA
Messenger RNA from Culex pipiens pallens (northern house mosquito), 730 nucleotides. RefSeq names its product vacuolar protein-sorting-associated protein 25-like. The transcript has 2 exons. Gene Ontology annotation, biological process: protein transport to vacuole involved in ubiquitin-dependent protein catabolic process via the multivesicular body sorting pathway. Lineage: Eukaryota; Metazoa; Arthropoda; Insecta; Diptera; Culicidae. Gene Ontology annotation, molecular function: protein homodimerization activity; structural molecule activity. Bases 123 to 644 code for a protein of 173 amino acids. The record is from RefSeq and is a predicted model, not a curated record. Gene Ontology annotation, cellular component: ESCRT II complex.